Molecule: messenger RNA, 2086 nt
Organism: Striga asiatica
Lineage: Eukaryota; Viridiplantae; Streptophyta; Magnoliopsida; Lamiales; Orobanchaceae
Source: the annotation of a GenBank genome assembly
AUUAUCAGUCACCACCCCCUUCAAAUUCCGCCACGUUUUAACACACUUUUCACCGUCAAAAGAAAAACACUAAUCAUUCUCUUAAGAACAAAACAGAAAAGUACAGAUGAAUGGGGAGAGCUUGGUGGUUUCAGCUUCAAUCAACAUCGGUUUUGCGGUCCUCAUCCUCACCCUCUUUUCAAUUCUGAGGAAACAGCCCUCUAAUGCCCCCGUCUACUUCGCCCGCCGCCUCGCUCAGCACCACCACAUUUCUUUCCACCGCUGCUUCACUUUCCGGCGGCUGCUGCCCUCUUUUGGGUGGAUUCGCUUCGCCCUCUCCGUAGUCGACGAUGAGAUUCUUGACUCAUGCGGCCUUGAUGUCUUGAUAUUCAUCCGCCUCUUUAAAUUCGGGAUCAAAUUCUUUUUGGUUUGCUCUGUAGUUGGAUUAUUUUUACUGCUUCCACUCAACUAUAUAGCCGGCGAUGGAGGGCAUUCGAAAGAAUCUGGUUCCAUGGAUGCUUUCACAAUAUCGAACAUUGCCAAAGGCUCUGACUGGCUUUGGGUACACUUCACAUGCUUAUGCUUCGUGUCUUGUUAUGGACUCUACCUACUAUACAAGGAAUAUGAUGAUAUUUUGAUCAAGAGGCUUCAUCAGUUGCGUAUCUUGAGGCAUCAGCCUAAUCAGUUCACUGUUUUAGUCCGAGAAAUCCCAUUAUGUGAUGAACACAAAGCCCGUGAUUGCUCUGUAGACCAUUUCUUCUCGAAAUACCAUCCUCAUUCUUAUCAGUCUUAUCAGAUCCUAUACGACGGGAAGGAUCUCGAGAAAUUAUUCACCGAGGCGAAGUCCAUUAAAACAAAAAUUGAGAAGUUGAGGAAUCAUUCACUUGGAAAGCAUAACAGGAAUUUCCAUCAGUCAUGGAACAACGAUGUACAGGUAGAGAAACUGAAGGAAAUACUUGAGGAGCUUGUUCGUAAAAUAAAGCAUACACAGAGUAAAAAACAGCUUCAAGCAAAGGAGUUGCCUGUAGCUUUUGUUACGUUCAAAUCACGGUGGGGCGCCGCUCUAGCAGCCGAGUCUCAGCAGAUCUCGAACCCACUUGUAUGGAUAACAGAAAUGGCACCGGAACCAAGAGAUGUAAUUUGGGGAAAUCUUGCAAUUCCACGCAAGUACUUACCACUUUACAAAUUCGGUGUCUAUGUGGCCGUAACACUGCUUACGGUCUUCUUUGCAGUGCCUGUCACAGCUGUCCAGGGAAUCGCAAAAUUUGAACGGCUAAAGAAGUGGUUUCCUCCUGCCAUGGCUGUGCAGUUAAUACCCGGGUUACGGUCUAUUGUGACGGGAUACCUCCCGAGCGUCAUUCUCAACGGUUUCGUCUACCUUGUUCCGUUUGCUAUGAUAGAAAUGGCGAAAUUAGCUGGUUAUGUCUCCAAGAGCCGAAAGGAUAUAAAGGCAUGCAACAUGGUGUUUUACUUCCUAGUCGGGAACGUCUUCUUCUUGUCCUUGUUAUCAGGAUCUCUACUCGAUCAAAUUGGGGAAUCUUUCAGCCACCCAAGGGACUUUCCAGGCCGUCUUGCUAGUGCAGCUUCUGCCCAAUCGGAUUUUUUCAUGACGUACAUCUUGACGAAUGGACUGUCUGGGUUUUCUCUGGAGAUUCUUCAGCCGGGGCUGCUUAUGUGGGAUGCAAUGAAGUCACACAUGUGGGACCGGGGGAAGAAUAAACAACCUAAACUCUACUCGCUGCCUUAUUACCGUAUUGUCCCCUUUGUGGCUCUCGGUAUUUUGAUUGGGAUGGUUUAUGCGGUUGUCGCACCAUUGCUUGUCCCAUUUCUCGUCGGAUAUUUCUGUCUAGGCUAUGUUGUGUUUGUGAACCAGAUUCAAAAUGUGUACAUAACAACUUAUGAAACUUGUGGUCAAUAUUGGCCUUACAUUCAUCACUAUAUUCUGGUUGCAAUCAUCAUCAUGCAAAUCACAAUGAUUGGUCUUUUCGGGCUGAAAUCAAAGCCCGCGGCAUGUAUCUCCAUAAUACCACUCCUCGUUUUCACUUUGCUCUUCAAUGAAUAUUGCAAGACCCGUUUCCUGCCUACAUUUUAUCACUGCUCUGUCAAG